CAUUCACAACCACAAUCUCAAAAUCCUCAAACGUCUGGAGUACCACUUAAUCUUUUAUCCACCACUGAAAAAGUUAUUGUUCGCUGUUAAUAUUUAUGUUAGGAAGUACAGUCCAAUAACACGGUCAGUUUUAUUUACAUUAGUGAACUGAUUUAAAUAUUUAACCUACUGCACGACUGUUUACAAAGAGGGGGCUGGAGAUAUACAUUUAACCAAAGAUGGCUUCUCGAGGAAAAUCUGAAACUGGAAAAUUGAGGCAAAAUAUGGAAGAGCAACUUGACAGACUGAUGCAGCAGCUUCAGGAUCUGGAGGAGUGCAGAGAAGACCUGGAUGAGGAGGAGUAUGAAGAGACAAAAAAAGAAACAUUAGAACAGCUGAGUGAAUUCAAUGACUCCCUGAAGAAGAUCAUGACGGGGGACAUGACACUUGUGGAUGAACUCAGUGGAAUGCAGCUGGCAAUCCAGGCUGCUAUCAGCCAGGCAUUCAAAACCCCAGAGGUGAUCCGGCUUUUUGCAAAGAAGCAGCCGGGACAGCUGAGGACCAGACUGGCAGAGAUGGAUCGGGAUGUCAUGGUGGGGAAACUAUCGCGGCAUGUGUUCACACAGCAGAAAAUGGAAAUCCUCACAGCCUUGAGAAAACUUGGAGAGAAGCUCACUUCAGAGGAUGAGACUUUUCUAACCGAAAAUGCAACAGCUUCUCUCAGCCAGUUUGAAAAAGUGACUGCAAAUUCAGGCUCUGAAGACAAAAUAAUGGCUUUGGCUUGCUCCGGGGUGAAAACAAAGGCAUCUUAAUUGUAUUUUUUUAAAUUGUUAUUUUAAUUGUUUUGUCUUUAUUACCAAGAAAAAAUGUGCCAAUUGAACAUUGAUUUUGAAGCAAUCAGUGCACUUCUAGGCAUUUUUGAAUGUCAUAACACUUUUUAGCAGUAUUGUUUCAUAUUCUUUAAAUUUUGUGUCUUGUAUUUGUCCAGAUUGGUGCUUUAGCAGAUAUUUUAGGUACAAAGGUUGUAGUUAGUUCAUUGUUAAAGUUCAGUAUGUAUAUGAAUGUUAGGGGUAGGCCAGGCAGUUCUCCAGAAAUAUUGAUGUGUGGUUUGCGCUGUUUUUCUCAUUGCUGUAUCCUUCUUUCUUCAGAAAUGUAAUAGUUAACAUUGUAGUUUUUAUGAUGUUGAUUUUCUCUUUUAGCAGAAAGUAUUCAAGAUCUUUUUUUUAUUUUAAAUGAACUAUGCUGUCAGUAGGGAUUUAGAAUAAAUAACCAAAAUUCAGAAGCUAAAUCAAUAACACUAUUAAAUCAACUUGUACAUGGAGUGCAUUAUUUUCUGUAUGCAUACAGUGUGAUCUGGCAGUAAGCAGGGUGGUAGAUCAAACAUGUUCAAAAACAACUUUUUGUCCUCAAUUUUCUAAAACAAAAAUGGUCCCAGAGAGUUGGAAAGCUUUAAUCGCCUUAAUUUUGAAUACGAGACAAACAGAGUCCAGGUAUGUUCAUCAGACAUGAGAAAACACAUAAAGUUGUACACCUUCUUUUAACUCUUAGUCAUUAAUAAUGAGGCAUAUCUGUGUUUAUAAAUUAUACAUAUACAAAUCAUGUUUAGUGUGUUUUAUCUUACGGUUUGACUGGGUCAGGCUAUUAAAAGCUUAAUGUCACAAUGUUUACAAAUUAGUCAUAACUAAUUAAACUGUAAGCCUCCCUGAAUCUAAAAAUCAGCAUCAGUGUUUUAUUUAUUUAUAUGAUUUGUUUCAACUGUUUUUUUGACUUCAUGUCAUUUUAAUUUCACCACCAGAGGGCAGUAUUGCUCUUGUUUGAGCCUUUGGAGCAGCACUGCGCCUGGGUUGUAAUUUAUGCUGGUUUUAUUCUCGUCUUUAAAAGAUUGUCUUUUGGAAGCACUUUGAAUGGCCCCUGUGUUUGACAUCUGUUUUAUUAAUAAAGCUGCCUCCCAAUGCCUUA
Messenger RNA from Notolabrus celidotus (New Zealand spotty), 1938 nucleotides. It is a transcript of the gene lzic, whose product is annotated as leucine zipper and CTNNBIP1 domain containing. Gene Ontology annotation, molecular function: beta-catenin binding. Bases 219 to 791 code for a protein of 190 amino acids. NCBI's taxonomy places the organism in Eukaryota, Metazoa, Chordata, Actinopteri, Labriformes, Labridae. The transcript is spliced from 7 exons. The record is from RefSeq and is a predicted model, not a curated record.